This is a messenger RNA of Carassius gibelio (silver crucian carp), 7651 nucleotides long. RefSeq names its product extended synaptotagmin-1. Bases 305 to 5797 code for a protein of 1830 amino acids. Gene Ontology annotation, biological process: lipid transport. Gene Ontology annotation, molecular function: lipid binding. The record is from RefSeq and is a predicted model, not a curated record. The transcript has 52 exons. Lineage: Eukaryota; Metazoa; Chordata; Actinopteri; Cypriniformes; Cyprinidae.
AUCCGCCUAAAUAACGGUGCAGGCCACACUUCAGGGUUUUCAGACAGAGACGCUGCAAGAAAGAAAAACACCGUCAUGCCAGAAGGGUAAAAGCGGCGAGGUGGUCAUUUUCGCUUUCUCGAAUUGACUUAUUGAUCCGCAGUGAUAGAGCACGUCCGAGUCAUCUGCAGUCUCUCCCUGAAGUCCAUGCGCGAAUAAAACCUUCGACUUUAAAUCACAGCAUAUGUUGAAAUUGAGUUGCGCGAUCGCUUUGUAAUCUUACCUCGACUUUGGAAAACAUUUGCGUACAAACCAACAGACCACAAUGUCGCACGUUGAUCCAGGACCGAAAAAUGACUCGGACACGGAACAGAAGACAGAACCAGCCCAGGACACUUCAUCAGGAGAAAUGGACGUCCCUAAAACUAAACUACUUGAUCCCAAGGCAAUCUUGUGGACUUUUGGCAAAUGUCUCACUGCCUUUUUGCCCGUUUACCUGGCGGGUUACUAUCGGGUGAGCACUAGUUUAGUGGCGUUUGGGAUGAUGGUUUACGCAGGAUGGAAACACACUCGUGAAGCGAAGGAGGCGAGACUGAAGUCCGCUGUACAGUUAGUCAACGAAGAACAAGAAUACAUAUCCUCCAAAUCAUUUAGAAGUAGAAGAGACCUGCCUUCUUGGGUCAGUUUUCCAGAUGUGGAGAAGGUUGAAUGGCUAAACAAGGUUAUCCAGCAGGCCUGGCCAUAUAUUGGUCAGUAUUUAGAGAAGCUGCUGACGGAAACCAUUGCUCCUUCCAUCCGCGGCUCCAGCUCUCAUCUGCAGACGCUCAGCUUCACGAAGGUCGACUUUGGUGCCAAGCCGAUGAAGGUGGUUGGAGUGAAGGCCCAUUCAGAAAACAAGAAAGGUCAAAUUCUGCUUGACGUUUACAUCAGUUACGUGGGGGAUGUUGAGAUAAACGUGGAGGUGAAGAGGUAUUUCUGCAAGGCUGGUGUGAAGGGAAUACAGCUUCAUGGAAUGAUGCGUGUGAUUUUGGAGCCGCUGAUCGGUGACGUCCCUAUCGUGGGAGCUGUGACCAUGUUCUUCAUUCAAAGACCUAAACUGACCAUCAACUGGACUGGUUUGACCAAUCUGCUGGACAUUCCAGGACUCAAUGUGAUGUCAGAUACUAUGAUCAUGGAUGCGAUUGCUUCAUUCCUGGUUUUGCCCAAUCGUCUUACUGUUCCUCUAGUGGCAAACCUACAUGUGGCACAGCUGCGGUGCCCUUUACCCAGGGGUGUUGUGCGCAUUCACCUGGUGGAGGCUGAUGGUCUGGCUUCGAAGGAUAACAGUGUUGUAGCGGGUAUGUCUGACCCGUAUGCCCUGCUCAGAGUUGGCCCGCAAACCUUUAAAUCCCGCCAUCUGGACAAUACGCUCAGUCCCAAAUGGGAUGAAAUGUAUGAGGUCAUCGUUCAUGAGGUGCCUGGUCAGGAGCUAGAGGUGGAAGUGUUUGAUAAAGAUCCCGAUCAAGAUGAUUUCCUGGGCAGAACAAAAUUAGACUUGGGGAUCGUGAAGAAAUCUAAAAUAGUGGAUGAGUGGUUCACGUUGAAGGACACCCCUACAGGACGGGUUCAUCUCAGACUGGAGUGGCUGACACUAGAAACUGACACAGGACGACUGGAAGAGGUUCUGAAGAGAAAUGAAAGUGUGGUGAGUAAAACAGCAAAGCCGCCCUCAGCAGCCAUCUUGGUAGUGUAUCUGGACAAGGCUGAGGCACUUCCUAUGAAGAAAGGAAAUAAGGAUCCCAAUCCUAUCGUUCAAAUCGCAGUGCAAGAUGUAACUCGUGACAGCCGGAUUUGCUGGAAUACAGUGAACCCCCAGUGGGAGGACGCUUUCACUUUCUUCAUCAGAGAUCCCAGCAAACAGGACAUUAACGUGCAGGUGAAGGAUAACGACCGUGUUCAGGUUUUGGGAAGUCUGUCCAUUCCUGUUUCCCGUCUUCUCUCUUGUCAAGAUCUGAAUUUGGAUGAGUGGUUCAAUCUGGAUAAUUCUGGUCCAAAAAGCCGCAUCCACAUUAACACAGUGCUCAGGGUGCUCUGGUUGGAUGAAGUCGCUGCAGCUGCAGCUGCCUCUCUCCUCUCCAGUGACCCUUUUUCAAAGAGUUCUGCCUCACGUCCACAAAAGACGAUGCCCCAUUCCAGCUUCGCCUCUGAGGGGAUGCUGCGUGUCCACCUCGUGGAGGGUCAAAAUCUGGUCGCGAAGGACAAUCUGAUGGGUGGGAUGGUGAAGGGCAAGAGCGACCCGUACGUCAAGAUCCAAGUCGGAGGUGAAACCUUUAAAAGUCAAGUGAUCAAGGAGAACCUCAACCCCGUCUGGAACGAGAUGUAUGAGGUGGUUUUGACGCAGCUUCCUGGUCAGGAGUUGACCUUGGAAGUUUUUGACAGGGACAUGGACAUGAAAGAUGACUUUAUGGGCAGGCUGAAGAUGAAUCUGAGUGAUAUAAUUAGCUCCGAAUACAUAAACGAGUGGUUUACUCUGAACGAUGUUAAGCGUGGCCGUGUUCAUUUGGCUCUGGAGUGGCUGCCCACUGUAACACAACCAGAGAAGCUACAGCAGGUGUUGCAGUACCAGUCAAAGAGCUCGUACCUGAAUAAGACAGUGCCGACGGCCGCUCUGCUGUUUGUGUAUGUGGAGCGCGCACAUGAGCUUCCUUUGAAGAAGAGUGGAAAGGAUCCUAAAGUUGGUGCUGAGCUGAUCUUGAGAGGAACUUCUCGUAGAACCACAGUCUCUGACCGCACCAGCUCUCCCCAGUGGGACGAAGCAUUUCACUUCCUGGUUCGAGAUCCAUUGAAUGAAGACCUUGUCGUGAAGUUGUCCCACAACUGGGACUUCUCUCUGGGAUCUGUGGUGAUUCCCAUCAAAGAGCUUCUCUCUGAACCAGAUCUGAUGCUGGACCAGUGGCUGGAUCUGGAUGGAGCGUCACCCCAGAGUCAGAUUCUGCUGAGAGCUCAGCUGAAGAUUCUUUGCCCUAAAGAGACGGAGAGCUCUGAAGACCAUGAGGAGCCAAAACAUCCGAAAGCGUCCAGUUUUAAAAGAAAACCGGAGGAGGAAUUAGUGCAGAAGUCUAGUAUUGAGGAGGUCCCACCAUCUCCUGUAAGCAGGACCUCCUCUGUGUCAGUCCCAGAAGAAGAGGAAGUCCCUGAGGUCACGGAGGUCCCAGAAGUUUCCAGUUCAGAUGACCUUCGACCCUUGCACACCAGCCCUGACCCCAGCUUUGGUGCCAAGGGUGUGCUCCGCCUCCACCUGCUGGAAGCUCAGGAUCUGGUAGCGAAGGACAACAUGAUGGGAGGGAUGGUGAAGGGGAAGAGCGACCCGUACGUCAAGAUUCAUAUCGGAGACACAACCUUUAAGAGUCAUGUGAUCAAGGAGAACCUCAACCCCACCUGGAACGAGAUGUAUGAGCUGGUUCUGACCUCCAGCUCGACCUCUGAUGUCCUUGUGGAGGUUUUCGACAAGGAUAUGGACAAAGAUGACUUUUUAGGGAGGGUGAAGAUCAGCUUACAGGAGAUCAUUCAGUCUCAGCUGACUGACGAAUGGUUUUCUCUGAGUGAUGUCAAACACGGCCAGGUUCACAUGAUUCUGGAGUGGCUUCCCACAGUCACACAACCUGACAGACUACAACAGGCGCUGCAGUUACAGUCCGAGCAUUCGUACCAGAACAAAUCUGUGCCAUCAGCAGCUCUGUUCUUCAUUCUCUUGGAGAGAGCUCAUGACCUGCCGCUGAAGAAGAGUGGAAAGGAGCCUAAAGCUGGUGCAGAGCUGAUGUUGGGUGACAUUUCCCAUAAAACCAAGGUGUGUGAGCGCUCCACGUCUCCUGAGUGGAGUGAAGCUUUUCACUUCCUGCUUCAUAACCCAGAAGAAGAGAUUCUUAUUAUAAAGCUUUCAAGUGACUUUGAGCAGCCCUUAGGCUCAGUGGUUCUACCAAUCAGAGAGCUGCUUUCAAAGCCAGAUCUACUGAUGGACCAGUGGUUGAGUCUGGAUGGAGCAGGUCCUGACACUCAGAUUCUUCUGAGGGCACAGCUUAAGAUUUUGGACUCAAGAUUGGAUACAAGUGUCCUUCAUCGUAAAAAGCCUGUUGUUGAAAAAGAGCAUUCAGUGGGUGAACAGCACAAAGAAAAAGCUCCAGUCGCUGUUGAACUCUCACAAGCUGCAGUCAGUAAAGUGUCCGAGAAGAAAACACCACCAACAAAAGGGGUGAGUGAACUGGCAGCCUCUACUUUACCACUUCCUGAAGAACAUCAGAAACAAACAGACACCCAUGAUAAAGAUGACCAUCACACGCCAUCUGUACCCAAAACACAGCCUGCCCCUGAGGAUCUCAGUAAAGUUCCUGAUUUCACUCCCAGUGAAGGUGGAUACAUGAAACCAGUCAAAACCUUUGGAUCAGCCCACGAAGAGCAAAAACCAGAAGAGCAGUCUCACAUGAAGGUUUCCCCCAGUGCUCCUGCAGAGGAGACAAAAGUCAGUAGUUCUACAGACGUUCGACCCCAACAGACCCGCCAUGACCCCAGCUUUGGCACCAAGGGGGUGCUGCGUAUCCAUCUUUUGGAAGCUCAGGAUCUGGUAGCGAAGGACAACAUGAUGGGAGGGAUGGUGAAGGGGAAGAGCGACCCGUACGUCAAGAUUCAUAUCGGAGACACAACCUUUAAGAGUCAUGUGAUCAAGGAGAACCUCAACCCCACCUGGAACGAGAUGUAUGAGAUGAUUCUGAGUCCUGAUCAUAAUCUAGACGUGAAGUUUGAGGUCUAUGAUAAGGAUUUUGAAUCCGAUGAUUUCCUUGGAAGGUUCAAGCUCAAACUCGGACAUAUCAUCAGUUCCCAGUACAAUGAUGAAUGGUUUACUCUGAAUGAUAUAAAACAUGGUCGAGUCCAUUUGGUCCUGGAAUGGCUUCCCACCUCAACACAGCGGGACAGAUUGGAUCAAGUAAUGAAGAUGCAAAGCUCUCAGACCUACGAGAACAAGUCUGUGCCGUCAGCAGCGCUGUUGUUUAUUCACUUAGAAAGAGCUCAUGAUCUUCCUAUGAAGAAAAGUGGAAAGGAACCCAAAGCUGCUGCUGAACUUGUUCUUGGAGGAGCCUCCUAUAAAACCAAGGUGUGUGAUCGCUCCUCUUCUCCUUACUGGAAUGAAGCAUUUGACUUUCUGGUUUAUGACCCCAAAAAAGACAUACUUGUCAUUAAGCUCUCAAGCGCCUGGGACCAACCCAUGGGCAAUUUGGUUCUUCCAAUCAGAGAGCUGCUUUCAAAACCAGAUCUACUGAUGGACCAAUGGCUCGAUCUGGAUGGAGCUUCACCAAAGAGCCAGAUCCUACUCAGGGCACAACUGAAGAUCUUGGAUUCAAAAAUGGCUGCUUUAGUGGCCAUGGGUUCAGGUCCAGUGUUGAGUAAUAAACAGGCGGCCAAAACAGGUCAGAUCAAAAUCUCCCUCUCCUUCCAGAAGAAGCUGACAGUGAUCAUCCAUGCAUGCAGGGCUCUGGUUACAUCAUCUAAGGACAGCUUAGACACCUACGUCUCCCUCAUUCUGCUGCCGGAUAAAAGCAAGGCCACCAAAAGAAAGACGGCUGUGAAGAAGAAAAAUCUGAACCCUGAGUUCAAUGAAAGGUUUGAGUUUGAUUUGAGUGUGGAGGACGCCCAGAGACGAGAGCUCAGUGUUUGUGUGAAGAACGCAUCCUCGUCCUUCAUGAGUCGAGACAAAGACGUGAUCGGCCAGGUGCAGAUAGACCUGGGACAUGUUGAUAUAGUCUCUGGAGUCACAGAAUGGUUUGAUCUGAAAGAAGAGCAGAACUAGCAGCCAGCGUUUAACCUCUUCCUGAAGUUCUUCAGGUUAACUUUGCUGUCACGUAUCGCUGCCAGUGCUUCCCUUCCACCUGUUUUUAUAACUUCACAAACACACACAUAUUUCUUUCCUCCAUCUUUUGAUCAACAGAUGGUUUUUGAGUGACAAGAUUAUAUGAUAUAAUUGAGCUAAGUGAUUUGAACAUAUUACUGCAUUGACAAAUCAACUUUAGAGUAUUACAUCAGAACUGAUAUAUCAAUUUUUGAUAUCUGUAUAAUUCAGUAUCAGAUGACUGAAUGUUAACCGUAUGGACAUUUACAGAGAUGUUGAGCAGGUGUCUGGAAAGAGUCUCGUCUUCAUGUGCAGAUUGCAGGACGUUGCAUUUGUUUAAGUUCAGAAGGAAAAGGAUGUUUUUUAAAAAAUGUAAACCAAAGAAAUAUUUCUUUUACUUUAUUGAAAAUGAAAGGAUACAUUACUAGGUCUAAAUGUACAAAUUUAUGAAGUAUUAUAAUUGACAGAAAUUUGUGCACCAAAAAUAUAAAGUGGUGUUAUUUAGACAGUCUACAAAUGACCACCUAAAAACUAUUUAAGAUAUUUAAUGUGCCAUGUAUUGUGUUGCAUUUGGAUGAAUAGCUGCUGUUAACAACAUCCAUGUGGCUUGUGCAACUUCUGUAGUCCAUUUUGAUGCCAAAUAUCUAGAAACUCAAUUUUUUUGGCUAGAAAUAUGACUUUAACAUUUGCAUGUUUGAUUUUAGGCCUUAAAAAAAAAGGGUUAGGGUUAGGGUUAUUUUGUGGUCAUUUUUAUUUGCAGUCAUUUAUGUUACCAUUUAUGACAGUCUAUAUAGGGUUACCAAACUUUUAAAAACCUUGAAACAACAGAAUUUAAAUUAAUUUCCAGGCUUAAUCUACAAUGUUAAAGUCUCAGUUAUUUCUAAAGGGAGUAUACAUUUCUGGUUGAGACACUGAGUUUCAGAGUCAUAUUGAAUCCAAUGCACUGAGCUGCAUUUAGAGCUCAGGCUCUACUUUUCUUUUUCUCUUUAGAGAUUUUGUACUCCAUGUGUGGUUGUAUAAAUCACUUCCUUCCAAGGAUUGGUACCCAGGUUACAAAUGAAACUCCAGAAAUAUCUAAAAUGAUUUGAAUGAUACUUCACUAAUAGUUGGAUACCGUGAUAAUGAACAACUGUAAAAGUUGUGGAAAUUCAUUAGUUAAAAGGGUGGGAACCUUAUAUAAGAGCUAGUACAAAAGCAAAUGCUUUUGCUAAACUUUGUUUACAUUUUCAUGAUUUUUCAUGUUUAUAAUAUACUUAAUCUAGAACUACCAUUCAAAGGUUUGAGGUCAGGAAGAUGUUUUAAAUACUUUUAUUCAGCGAAGACAAAUUUAAUUGAUCAAAGGUGACGUUUAUAACUUUACCAAAUAUUUUUAUUUCAAAUAAAUUCUGUUCUUUUGAACUUUCUUUUCAUCUAAGAAUCAUAAAAUAAACAUUUUACUGUAUUUUUGAUUAAAUAAAUGCAAUACUGGUAAGAAUCAGAGACUUAAAAUCAGACAAAAAAACCAUAGUCCCCAAACAUUUGAACGGUAGUGUAAAGUAUUUUUUUCUUGUCAUGUUUACUUUACUAGUUUGAGUUCAUAUUUUGCUGCAGUCCAUUUGUUUUCUAUCACUGUGUGCAUGUUGCUUAUACUUUCACAAGUUUUAUUUUCUACACUAUAACAUGCUGUAAUGUUUCAAGGUUUAUGUGCAAACUGGUAAAUACCAAAGAACCAAACCAUGCUCAAGGCAACCAUGUUCAGCUGAACUGCACUAUUCAUACUGCCACAUGUAUUAUCUCAUAUCCACAGCUGUCAAUAAAACAUUUAUGGCAUCAGAA